GUGACUAAUACGUAAUUACAAUGCGGCCGCCAUCAUUGCUAGUGGCAGUGCGUGAAGCUCGUGGAGAUAAAGGUUAGCAUUUUAGCGCAGUUGUGCUAAUCGGUAACACGCAGUCCGAGUGUACUUGGAGUUGUUCGGACAGCAGCGAUGGUACAAACUUGCUCUGCUUAUGGCUGUAAAAACCGUUAUCACAAAGACAAAGAAAUCUCCUUUCACAAGUUUCCACUGGCGCGUCCAGACAUCUGUAGUAAAUGGGUGGCGGCAAUGAGGAGAAACAAUUUCAAGCCAUCAAAGUACAGUAAUAUUUGCUCACAGCACUUCACCAAAGACUGCUUCAAGAGAGAAUGCAACAACCGCGUGCUGAAGGAGAAUGCCGUCCCUUCGCUCUUUGACUGGAAUCUCGACAUCAAGCUUAGAGAGGAGUGUCUGGAGGAUCCCUUCCCCUCUGAGAUUCACUUCCCCCUCUCCUUUCCUCUGACCUCUGACGAUGUGAUGGAGGAGGUGGGCUCUGAGCCUGUAAGGAGUGCACCUGACAAUCCUAGCGACACGGUGGUGGUCUCCUGUGACCAUAACUACACAGCAGAGGACUCUGCACGGCAGAAGAAGCGUAUCCAGCAGCUGGAAGAGCAGCUUGAGCUGCUAAGGAAGAAGCUGAAAACAACACAACAAAAGUGUCGGCGUCAGGAGAGGCAGCUCAAGAGCCUGAGGGUCUCCUGCAAGACCGUCAGGACAGCGUGCGACGCACAAACUCCUUUCAUUGAGGGUUAUGUCAUUUUGCCAAAACAUAUCUACCACUCGCUCAAAGGCAUCGAGUAAAAGGAUGAAACUGAGAAAUUGACUCAAAUAUGCUGUUGAUGUUUAACAGUAGAUGGAGCUGUUGCGCGUGGCAGUGAUGCUGCGCAGGCUGUGGAAUGAACAUCGAGCAUGAAUGGAGUGAGUCUUUGUCAUGACACGCUUCAGUUUUUGCAAACAUGUUCCUGAGCGAAUGUCACAUUUGUUCAUGUCACAGCGGCACUUCUCGGCAGCUGGCAGUUUUGCACAAAACACAACAGAAGUUGGGCCGUUUAAGUAACUUUAUGUUCAGUAAGGUUAACAAAUUCCAUUAAAAUACUGGGAUUUAAGGUCAUCUGGAAGAUGGGAUCGACUCUGAUUCUCAAAGUACAUUUAUUAUAUCAACAAACCACAACAAAAGUUUGAAAACUGACAAUAAAAUGUUUCCUCCAUAAAAGGGGUAUAGAUCCUCCAUCAGAGAUGGCAAUUUUCUGUGCAUAUGCGGAAUUCAUUUUUUUUCAGCUGAAAUUGACAUUUUUGUGAAAUGUGUAAAUCUGUUGAGAAAAUUUGGGUGGGGGUGUUAUGGCUUGACGCGGGGCGAGGCUGUGAAUAAGACUGGCUACCAGAAUCUAUCUACAAUGCUUGUCUUGAAAUGAGUCACAGCUGUGAUAGCGGAAAUCGGCAUUGCUAUCUGUGUGGAUUAAAUUUUUGUGUUCAUAAUAACAGCAUUUUGGCGCUAUUUCGUUGGUAUUUUCACUCAGAUGUUAGCAUUUCAUAGAGAAGCAUUCUGUUUACUAUGGCAUAGUUAUAACUUAUAGAUAUAUGUACGCACAUGUUAUCGAGCGAUCUGCCCGUUUGUCAGUGUGGCGAAAGUCUUGGAGCGCAAAGAUGAAGAUUGUGCCAGGUAAAUUGAUCAAAACCAUGGGGUAAAAAACAGUUUCAGAUGGGCAUGGCUUGAAAAAAAGUGUAACCAUGCAGAUAGGAACGAAAA
Molecule: messenger RNA, 1762 nt
Organism: Syngnathoides biaculeatus (alligator pipefish)
Lineage: Eukaryota; Metazoa; Chordata; Actinopteri; Syngnathiformes; Syngnathidae
Gene: thap1
Product: THAP domain containing, apoptosis associated protein 1
Exons: 3
Coding region: 148-816 (222 amino acids)
Molecular function (GO): sequence-specific DNA binding
Source: RefSeq, a predicted model, not a curated record